ACACCUGAAUCUGUCCUUAUCGCGAUUCAAUCAAUGUGCGUACACGAGAGAGGGAGAGAGAGAAUGCAUGUUGAUCGAUGAGAAUGAUAGAUAGAUACAUAGAUAGAAGAUCCAAUUGAAGCGUGGAUCGAGUCGUUCCCCUGUCGGAGAAGAACUGUUACCCCUACGGAAUACAGAAGAUUUUCCCCCUCUAGCAACAUAGGACUCUGUUUGUCAUCGCGCGGAUCCCAGACUCUGGUGCGCGGAGCCUCGCCGUUACCGGCGGUGGUUCAGAAGCUUUCGUUGCCGGAACCGGCGGCGAAGGCAGCGCUACCAGAGCCUAAGGGGGAAGCGGAUAACAAGAAGAUGAAGAGUCUCUUCAAGUCUAAGCCUAAAACGCCGGCUGACCUGGUUCUGCAGGCCGGCGAUCUCCUCACCUACCUAGACCGGAGUUCUGGCACUCGCGAUUCCAAGCGCGAAGAGAAGAUGACGGAGUUAAGUAAGCUAAUUCGGGAGAUAAAGUCAACUCUUUAUGGAAAUAGUGAAGCUGAACCAGUAUCAGAAGCUUGUGCACAGUUGACCCAGGAGUUCUUUAGAGAGAAUAUGCUGCGCCUAUUAAUUGUGUGCCUUCCAAAGUUGAGCUUAGAGACCCGUAAAGAUGCCACUCAAGUUGUUGCCAACUUGCAAAGGCAACAAGUUCAGUCACGGCUGAUUUCUUGUGAUUACUUGGAAAAGAACUUAGAUCUACUUGAUAUUUUGGUGGCUGGUUACGAGAACCCAGAAAUGUCUUUACAUUAUGGUGCAAUGUUGAGAGAUUGCAUACGCCAUCAAAGUGUUGCAAGGUAUGUUUUGGAAUCGGAGCACAUGAAAAAGUUUUUCGAUUAUAUACAACUUCCAAAUUUUGAUAUUUCUGCAGAUGCUGCUGCAACUUUCAAGGAACUAUUAACAAGGCAUAAAUCAACUGUAGCUGAAUUUCUUUCCAAAAAUUAUGAUUGGUUUUUUGCAGAGUAUAACUCAAAACUGCUGGAAUCUCCAAAUUACAUUACCAGACGACAAGCUGUCAAGCUGUUAGGAGACAUGCUACUGGAUCGUUCAAAUUCUGCCGUGAUGACACGAUAUGUGAGCUCGAGGGAUAACUUGAGAAUUCUUAUGAAUCUUCUCAGAGAAUCAAGUAAGAGCAUUCAGAUAGAAGCAUUUCAUGUUUUUAAGUUAUUCGUUGCCAAUCAGCAGAAGCCGCCAGAUAUUAUUAGUAUUCUUGUUGCAAAUAGGAGCAAGCUUCUACGACUAUUUGCAGAUUUCAAGACAGAAAAAGAGGAUGAACAGUUUGAGGCAGACAAAGCACAGGUUGUUAGAGAGAUUGCAGCCCUUGAACAAGGAGACCGCCCAUGAUUGGCUUCGUCUUAGCGUAAUCUCUGUAAUUUGUCUUUUGCUUAAUUAAGUCGUGCAAAUUAAUAGCUUAUAUAUAAUUCAUGUCAGGAUUUUUUUUUUUAUUCUGAGAGAUGUCCAUUAAACAUUUUUUUCCUCUCUUUCCAUUUUUUUCUUUCCCCAUUUCCGGAGCACCUCUUAGCAACCUUAUGUAAUUUAAACAUGGAAACUUCUUGGGACAAGAAAUAAGAAAGAGACGAAGAUGAAGAGGACGAGGAACCUUUUGGCUGGUGGUGCUAGAUUUUUAUGAGAGGAUUGAUCACUGUGAAAUAAUUUGAUCACCUGAAUUUGUAGGGACUGUUAUCCUAGUAGUAGUUCAUACUUGACACUGAAGCCUGGUUUUGAACACUUCCUAUAGCUGCAUCAGUUUAUUCGUUUGUAUUUGUAUAAUAUUGAACUAAAGCGGUUUACUUCUCUAUCA
Messenger RNA from Diospyros lotus (date-plum), 1825 nucleotides. RefSeq names its product putative MO25-like protein At5g47540. Gene Ontology annotation, molecular function: protein serine/threonine kinase activator activity. The coding region runs from base 346 to 1368 and encodes 340 amino acids. The record is from RefSeq and is a predicted model, not a curated record. Lineage: Eukaryota; Viridiplantae; Streptophyta; Magnoliopsida; Ericales; Ebenaceae. The transcript has 11 exons. Gene Ontology annotation, biological process: intracellular signal transduction.